Molecule: messenger RNA, 2456 nt
Organism: Perca fluviatilis (European perch)
Lineage: Eukaryota; Metazoa; Chordata; Actinopteri; Perciformes; Percidae
Gene: mgat1a
Product: alpha-1,3-mannosyl-glycoprotein 2-beta-N-acetylglucosaminyltransferase a
Exons: 3
Coding region: 489-1811 (440 amino acids)
Biological process (GO): protein N-linked glycosylation
Cellular component (GO): Golgi apparatus
Molecular function (GO): alpha-1,3-mannosylglycoprotein 2-beta-N-acetylglucosaminyltransferase activity
Source: RefSeq, a predicted model, not a curated record
UCCUCCUCCUCUUCCAGUCUUGUGAGAAACAAGAUAAACUAAAGGGGUGUUAAGUUGCUUUUAUAGCCGAGAAACUAACAAGAGAACAGUUUCACAUCGGCUCCAAACCGUCCUCUCGGCCCAUGUUGUUUAACUUUGCUGCUUGUCAUCGAAGAAAUGGCCACAAAAAAACAGACACGCUCAAAAGAUUAAAGAGGAUAUUGAAAGUUGAGGAUCUGUCAGAAUCACAACUUUACUCCAAGAUGAGUCCUGUCCUUCAUCAUAUUCCGUCGAUCUUCACCAUCAUUGACACUGUAUUGUGUCCCUAUAACUUUAGUAACUUCGCAGUGAGCCAACAAAGUGUGACUCCAGAUCUCUGAUUAUGUGCUUGUGAUGAUACACAGGCUGCCUUUUCCAUAUCCCAUACCUAUUGUCUGAAACAAGGACACAUCUUUCAAUUCAGACCCUGUCCUCCUGAACCCACCUUCCUCCAUUUUAGUUUCUGGGCCAUGUUUCGCAAGAGAGGCUCUCUCAUUCUUUGUGGUACGUUCCUGUUUAUCACCUGGAAUGCCAUACUGGUGCUUCUGCUGUGGGGCAGGCCAUCACCCAGCCAGCCGGGCGGAGAGCACGGAGAAGUGGCUGAAAGGCCCACUAAUGAUAUGAUGGAAGAUGUGCUCCGAAUGGCAGACACGUUUGAGGCAGAGCUUGAAAUGCAGAAAGAAAUCCUGAUGCAGAUCAAGAAUCAGCAGGCACUGUGGGAGCCGUCAAACGGAAACGGACCGAAGGUUGUCGUCCAACGUCAGCCUGUCAUUCCCGUGCUGGUAAUCGCCUGUAACAGGGUCACCGUUAGGCGCUGCUUGGACAAACUCCUGGAGCUCCGUCCUUCAGCAGACCUUUUCCCAAUCAUAGUGAGUCAGGACUGUGGAAACGCCGAAACUGCUGAGGUGAUCCGUUCUUACGGAAAUCAAGUAGUUCAUCUGAAACAGCCGGACUUGUCAGAUAUCGCUGUGCGACCAGAACAUAAGAAGUUUCAGGGUUACUACAAAAUCUCCAGGCAUUACCGCUGGGCUCUUAACCAAGUGUUCAAGACCCUUUCUCAUUCCUCCGUUGUGAUUGUAGAGGAUGACCUUGAGGUGGCGCCAGACUUCUUUGAGUACUUUCAAGCGUUGCUGCCACUCCUGAAAUCUGACCCCAGUCUGUGGUGCGUGUCGGCCUGGAAUGACAAUGGCAGGGAUGGCUACGUGGAUCCAGGAAAGGCUAAGCUGCUCUACAGGACAGACUUCUUUCCAGGUCUGGGGUGGAUGCUCCUUAGGGAGCUGUGGGAGGAGCUGGAGCCCAAGUGGCCCGCUUCAUUCUGGGAUGACUGGAUGCGUCAGCCAGAGCAGCGCCGCAACCGUGCCUGUAUACGUCCAGAGAUCUCACGAAGUUUAACCUUUGGCCGGAAAGGAGUGAGUCUGGGUCAGUUUUAUGACAAGUACCUGCGAUACAUUAAACUGAAUACCGAAUUUGUGCCUUUCACCAAGUUAGACCUGAGUUACUUGAAGGAGGAGACAUACAGAGAACAUUUUGAGAAGGAAGUUUACAGUGCUCCUGUGGUUACAUAUGAAGAUGUUAAGCAGGGGCAGCUAAAAGGAACUGGGCCCUUUCGCCUUCAAUACUCAAGUAAGGACAGUUUCAAAGUGCUGGCCAAAAACCUGGGAGUGAUGGAUGACUUGAAGUCUGGAGUCCCAAGGACAGGAUACAGAGGAGUUGUCAGCUUUAUCUCAAGAGGAAAGAGAAUCUACUUGGCCCCUCCUCCAGGAUGGACCCAGUAUGAUCCCACCUGGAGCUGAUCAUCCAGAGGAAAGUGUAUGUGCAUAAGCCUUUUUGUAAUCUCUGAUUGUCAGUUGGGGAAAACAUUCCAGACCAAAGACUGAUGUCCUUAAAGUUUCUCUUUGAGCGAAUGAUAUACAGUAUAAGUCUUUAAUAAUGCUGAAUGGAUUGCCUCUCUUUCUGGUGUGCCAAUGCUACUCAGGUCUUUUUCAUUAUUCCAAAACAAUCUUAUAGUGUAGGAUACAGCCUGUCCUGAACAGUUUGUUAGACAAGACUGCUGUAAUUCACCAGAUAUCUAUUUUUAUAUUCUGCUAAUUGUGCACAUGACAUCCAUUAAUGUAUUCAAUGCAAUUACCUAAUUUGCCACUUUUGUUUAAAUUAUUUGCAGUUAAUUGUAGUCUAUGUGAACUGUUUAUGUCUGGUAUAAAUAUGAAAAUUAUAAUCUGUGGUAUGGUUGCUUAUGGUUGUGGUGACUGGUCAUAACUGCAGUAUAAUCUGUCAUUUUUUUUUAUCAUUGCCUUCUAUUAAAAAAUCUGUUCUUCCAGCUUUCAUUUUAAUAUAAAAUAAUUUUGUUGAAUGAUUCUCCAAUGUAGUACACCUUGCAGGUUUGUAACCUAGCUGAGUUUGUAUAUUUUUGGCAUUAAAAAAAACUAUUUGCUUUUUGA